AAGCAGUUGAGUCACAGUGGAGCGUCCAGUCUGUGCGCCGCUGCUCGCUCGCUAUCUCUCGGCUGUAGUUUUUAGUAGUGCGAAAGCCGGAGCUGAUUGGAGUUGUUGAUUCGCCCGCGAGAUAGUAGAAGGCAGUGCGGGCAAAUAGUACAUGACGGCAGUGCGCGUGCUAGUGGUGUUACAGAGAGUGUGAGGAAAAGGUUUGGGGAAAAGUCUCGUUUGGAAUACCAGCUAAGGGGGCCGUCCUGCUGCCCUCGCCAACCCGCCACCUCCUCCUGGCCGCCCAGCCCAUGCGGCUCCUCCAACCACACACACGACUGGAAAGGUAUGUAAUUUGUGCCGUCAGGAGAGACCCACGUGGAGGAGGCGCUGCUGGGGACACUGGGGCGGCCGUGCACUCAGGAUGGUCGGGUAGGGGCGGCGCAGGAGGCGAGAUGUCGUCGCGCGAGGACCCUCUGCGGCAGUUCGAGACAGGCCGCAUCCAGCACCUGAGGGAGGAGCGUCUCGGCAUCCAGAAGAAGACCUUCACAAAAUGGAUGAACUCUUUCCUCGUCAAGGCCCGGCUGGAGGUGGUGGACCUCUUCACCGACCUGGCCGAUGGAAAGAUGCUGCUCAAGCUGCUCGAGAUCAUAUCUGGCGAGAAGCUCGGCAAGCCCAACAACGGCAAGAUGCGGGUCCACAAGAUUGAGAACGUGAACAAGUCCCUCGCCUUUCUCCACACCAAGGUUCGCCUGGAGAGUAUUGGCGCCGAGGACAUCGUGGAUGGCAACCCGCGUCUCAUCCUCGGCCUCAUCUGGACCAUCAUCCUCCGCUUCCAAAUUCAGGAGAUUGAAAUUGACGUGGACGAGGAGAAUGAAAGCAGCGAGAAGAAAUCCGCCAAAGACGCCUUGCUCUUGUGGUGUCAAAGGAAGACUGCAGGAUACAGGGGCGUGCAAAUUGAAGACUUCUCUCGGUCGUGGAGGGACGGUCUUGGCUUCAAUGCACUCAUCCACGCCCAUCGGCCUGACAUCAUCGACUACAGCUCCCUCAUCCAGAAGAACCACAUCGACAACCUCAACAAUGCCUUCACUGUGGCAGAGACCCACCUGGGCAUUGCCAGUAUUCUUGAUGCAGAAGACGUGGAUACCAACAAGCCCGACGAGAAGUCCAUCAUCACCUACGUUGCCUCUUACUACCACACCUUUGCCCGCAUGAAGAAUGAACUCAAGGGAUCCAAGAGAAUUGCCAAUAUCAUCACUCAGCUGAAGGAUGUGGAUGACCUCAAACUUAAGUACGAGAAGAUCCUCACAUCCCUGCUAGAGUGGAUCAUCCGCAAGAUUGUGGAGUUGGACAGCAGGAAGUUCCCAAACUCCCUGGAUGGCAUUCAGAAACUUCUUCUCCAGUUCAAGAAAUACAGGACAGAGGAGAAGCCACCCAAGUAUAAGGAGAGGAGUGAGAUCGAAGCGUUGUUCUUCUCCAUUAACGCAAGUCUCAAGGCGCUCAACCAGCCUGUGUAUGUUCCCAAGGAUGGCCAAUUGAUACAUGACAUAGAGAGGGAAUGGAACAAACUGGAGAAGGCCGAGCAUCGCCGUGAAGUGGCUCUCAGAGACGAGCUGUUGCGACAGGAGAGACUUGAACAGCUGGCUUACAAGUUUGACAAGAAGAGCGUCCUACGCAAGGGUUACCUGGAGGAGAUGAUCCAGGUGCUGAGUGACCCGCGCUACGGCAGCAACUUGUCCCAGGUGGAGGCGACUGUCAAGAAGCAUGAGGCCAUCAGCGCUGACAUUCUGGCCAGGCAAGAGAGGUUUGAGGACCUGACCAAGAUGGCAGACGAGUUGGACAUUGAGAAUUACCAUGGCAAGGAAGCAAUCCGCAAGAAGGAGAAGGACAUCCUCAAGAAGUGGAGUGACCUGCUGGACCUCCUCAACAAGCACAAGACUUACCUCCACAACUGCUGCAUCCUGGUGGCCAUCAUGAGGGAGGUGGACACCAUCACUGCCUCCAUCAAGGAGCUGGAGGCGAACUUCUGUUCUGACGACGUAGGGCGCCACCUGCUUGCAGUGGAGGACCUGCUGCAGAAACAUGCCCUGAUGGAAUCGCAGGUGCACUCCAUGGGGGAGACCAUCAAGCGCCUCAACAAGCAAGGUGAGGCAUGCAUGACUUCCAACCUCAAAGAUGCACCACUGCUGCAGAAGAGGCUGCAGGAGCUGAACCAGGGCCAGCGUGCACUCCUGAAGAAGGCAGCUGAGAGGAGACUCAAGCUGGAAGAGGCGAGGGAUCUCUUCCAGUUUGAAGUGGACAUGGAGGAAGAAGAGGCUUGGGUUAUUGAGAAGCAAAGAAUUUGCCUGGCAGGAGUGAUAGCCAAGGACAUUGGGGCAGUCAUCUCCCUCCAGCAGAAGCAUAAGGACAAGUUUCUUCUCAAGGCACUGGAGGACGAGAUGUGUGCCCGGCGCCCCAAGUCAGAGAAGGUGAUGAGGUCUGGUGAGGCGCUGAUGAAGGCCAGCCACCCAGACUCUAAGGCCAUCAGCGAGCGCAUUGGGGCACUCAAGGAGAAGUGGCGGCUGCUGGAGCAAUAUGUCAAUGACCGUCGCCGACAGCUGGAAGACGCUGCUGAGGCCUGCUUGUUCAAUGCCGAUGCCAAUGAGGCUGAGUCGUGGAUCAAGGAGAAGGUGCCGCUGUGCCAAUCCACAGAUUACGGCGAGGACGAGCCGAGUGGCCUGGCACUGCUGCAGCUGCACGCCCGCCUGGAGGAGGAGAUCAAGUCAUACGACGGCGACAUCAAGGCCAUCAACUCUCAAGGCCAGAAGCUCAUCAAGUCAGGAAUAUCAGCCUUGAAUCUGAUGGCACAGCAGCAGAGUGUUGGGGAGGAGGAGGAGUACGAAUGGGUGGAUGAGGUGAAGAUGGUCCCUCAGGAGGUGAUGGUGGAGGAGGUGGUGGAGAAGGUGGAUGAAGUGUUCGUCACGGAGCAGAGGGAGAUGCCCACUGUGAUCUCACGGUACCCAUUCCAGGGGCAGGGCAUGAGCAUGGUGAAGGGCGAGACGAUGUUCCUGCUGAGCAAGACCAACAAUGACUGGUGGAAUGUGCGCAAGGCCAACGGGGAAGAAGGCUUCGUCCCGGCUAACUACGUGCGGGAGAGUGAGCCAAGGAAGAUCAAUGUGCGGGUGAAGAAGGAGGUGAAGGUGCCGGAGAAGCGGAUGGUGCCAAGGACGAGGAUGGUGAAGAAGACAGAUAGAGUCAAGAAGCGGAAGCCUAAAGCACCACCACGUAGGCGAGGGUUUGAUGAGCCAGAGACAGUUGAGAAGCGUCUGCAGGCCAUCAACUCCUCGUAUGGCCACCUGUGUGACCUGGCGGGCAAGCGACACCUGUACCUGGAGGAGUCCAUCAAGCUGUUCUCCUUCAUGCGGGAGUGCCAAGGCUUCGAGACGUGGAUGAGGGAGAAAGAGAAGCUGCUCAAGGUGGACGACAAGGGAGACAAUGUGGAGGCUGCCAAGAAGAAGUUUGAACAGUUCCUCACUGAUCUGUCUGCUGCUAGCAAGAGAAUUGACAUCAUUGACAAGAUGGUGAAGGACUUUGAGAACACUGGACACAGCCAGCUGGAGAAGAUCAAGAAGCGACAAAAACAGAUCCAUGACCAGUGGGCGCACCUCAACCGCCUCAAGCAGCAGAAGGAGCUGAGCCUGAAAGGAGCAUCUAGUGUGGAGCUCUUCCACCGCACCUGUGAUGAGACGAGGGACUGGAUGCUGGAGAAGAUGGAGAAGCUGGACACAGACGAGUUAGGCCGCGACCUCAAGACAGUACAGUCACUCCAGCGCAAGCAUGACCAGCUGGAGAGGGAGCUUGCCCCUGUGGAGGAGAAGGUGCGUCGUGUGAACCUCUUGGCUGACUCAGUGAAGGCAUCAUACCCACGAGAGCGACAUGCUGUGGAGACACGGCAGGAGGAGGUGCAGCAGUACUGGGGACAGCUGAAGGGCAAGGCAGUGGAGAGAAGGAACAGACUGGAGGAAGCUGUUGGUCAGCAGAUCUUCCUCAACUCUGCUAAGAGUUUGCUGAAUUGGGUUGGGGACGUCAAGAAUGAGUUGAAUUCCAACGAGCCAGCUCGGGAUGUCACCACAGCAGAGAUCUUACUCAAGAGUCACCAGGACCUUGGUGAUGACAUCAGAGCCCACCAGGAUGAGUUCAGUGAGCUGAGCCAACUUGGAGAAAAAUUGUUGAAGAGGAAUCCUGACUUUGCUGAAGUGAAGGAAAAGAUGGCACAGCUUGGGGAGGAGCAGCGCGCCAUCCACCGUGGCUGGCAGGAGAAGGGUGACUGGCUAAGACAGUGCAUGGACCUCCAGCUCUUUAACAGGGAGGCCGACCAGAUUGAUGCUGCGACAAGCUCACAUGAAACCUUCCUGGACUACAAGGACCUUGGCAGCACGCUGGAUGACGUGGAGGCACUCAUGAAGCGACACGAUGACUUCGAGAACACACUGAUGGCUCAGGAUGAACGGCUGCGUGCCUUCAGUGAGAUGGCAGACAAGCUGAUCACCGCCGAGCACUACGAGGCGACAUACAUCAAUGAGCGCAGGAACCAGGUGCGAGACAGACGAGCCUCAGUAAAGGCCCGGGCACAGGCCAGACGGGAGCAGCUGAACGGCUCAGUGGCCUACCAGCAGUUCAAGGCUGAUGCCGACGACUUUGACAAGUGGAUGGGUGACAAGAAGAAGAUGGCGGAUGACGAGUCAUACCGAGACCUCAGCAAUCUGGAGAGGAAGAUCCAGAAGCAUGAGGCGUUUGAGAGGGAGCUGCACGCCAAUGAGGGUCAGCUGCGUCGCCUUAACAAGACCGGCCAGGACUUGAUUGGCAUGAAGCACUACCAGUCCCGCGACAUCCAGAAGACCCUGGACGACCUGAACAAAAAGUGGAAGGACCUCUGCUCCAAGACAGAGGACAAGGGCACCAAGCUGCGGCAGGCCAACAACCAGCACACCUACAACAAGGACCUUGAGGAGACAGAGAAGAACCUGGAGGCCUUGGAGUCUGCUCUCAAUAACAAGGACGUGGGCUCUGAUCUCCACUCCUGCAAGGACCUCAUGAAGAAACAGAACAACCUGGAGAAUGACAUGAACACAAUGGAACGGAAGAUUAGUGACCUGUGCAACACUGGCGACCAGAUGGUAGCUGAGGGACACUUUGAUGCCGAUAACAUCGAGGCUUCCUGUGUUGGCGCCAAGAAGAGAUUCAAUAACCUGAAGGACCCAGCAGCACGCCGAAGAGCAGCCCUUGAGGAGUCUCUGCGGUGGCAUGAGUUUAACUUUGAGGUUGAUGCCGAGAUGCAGUGGAUCAAGGAGCACAUGGCCCUGGCAACCUCCACAGUAUUGGGACAAAACUUGCAUGAAGCUCAGACUCUGAACAAGAAGCACAUCAAGCUUAAGGCAGAGAUUCAGGGUCACCAGCCACAGAUUGACAAGUGCCUGGCCAAGGGGAAGAAGCUGUGUGACGAGCACCACCCUGAGAAGGGUCUGAUUGUGCAGAGGUGUGAGGAGCUUCAGGAGGCAUGGAAUGACUUGCUGGCUGAAGCCAAUGAAAGGAGCAGGAAGCUGGAGCUGAACCUGAAGGCACAGCAGUACUUCUUUGAGGUGACAGAGGUGGAGGCUUGGAUGAAUGAGAAGAGGAACAUUCUGCAGACCAAAGAUUAUGGGAAGGAUGAGGAUGUUGCUAGAAAACUCCUUGCAAAGCACAAGGCACUGGAGCUUGAGAUGGACACCUACAGUGGUAUUGUGAAGGAGAUGGGCACAAUGGCAGAGUCCAUGAUAAAGUCUAGUCACCCAGAGUCCAAGCUUAUAAAGGAUCGACAGCAGAUGCUGAAUCAGGAGCUGAAGGACCUUCAGAAGCUGUCAGCAAACCUGCGGCAGAAGCUGAUGGCCUCCAUGUACAGGCAUGAGUAUUUCCGAGAGGCAGAGGACCUGGAGAAGUGGAUCACUGAGCAGAUGCAGACAGCGACCUCGGAGGACUUUGGCCACGACUACGAACACCUCCUGCUUCUGCAAGCCAAGUUUGAUGACUUCAAGCACCGAGUUGAGGCUGGCUCGGAGCGCUUCAAGCAGUGCGAUGAGCUUGCCAAGAAACUCAUCGCUAAUGAGAGUCCUUAUGCCUCAGUGAUUGACAGGAAACAGGAGCAACUGAGUAAGGGAAGCCCAUCUUCUUCCCCCACUAAAAGUCAAGAUCCAGCCACCCAGGUCACAGCGUACCAUAAGCAAGUUCGGGCCGCUUGGAAUAGUCUUCUGGAACACAUUGAGGCCCGGGACCAGAAGCUGGAGGCAGCUGGGGAGAUCCACAGGUUCAACCGUGAUGUCGCUGAGGCGCUGGCCAGGAUACAAGAGAAGUUCAAGUCCAUCCCUGAGGAGCUGGGCCGCGAUGUGCAGUCUGUUCAGUCACUCUUGCGUAAACACGAAGGAUUUGAGAAUGACUUGGUGGCCCUUGAGGCACAGUUACAGGUUCUUGUGGAUGACUCAGCACGCCUGCAAGCUGCCUACCCAGGGAGCAAUGCUGAGCACAUAGCAGAGCAGCAGGCACUUGUGGUGGAGAACUGGAAUGUUCUCCAGGAGAAGGCCUCCAAGAGGAAAGAGCAGUUGCUUGCUGCUGCUGAUCUCCAGAAAUUCCUUGCUCAUUCCCGAGACCUGAUCAGCUGGUCCAGUGACUUGCGGGCAACCAUGAAGGCAGAGGAGAAGGUUCGGGAUGCUGCCAGCGCUCAGGGUCUCAAGACGGAGCACGAGCGCAUCAAGGCAGAAAUUGAGGCGCGGGAGGAUGAGUUCAGCCGAGUUGUGGAGUCCGGCGGCAACAUGAUCGAGGAGCAACACUACGCCAGUGCCGAGGUGGAGGAGCGGGUCAACAAGGUCCUGGAGGAGAGGAGCCAGCUGCAUGCUGCCUGGCAACACAAGAAGGUUUAUCUCGACCAGCUCAUUGACCUCCACUUCUUCCUGAGAGAUGCCAAACAGCUGGACACCAUCAGCAGCACUCAGGAAGCCUACCUCUCAACAGCAGACUUUGGCAACACCAUUGAGCAAGUGGAUGCACAGGUGAAGAAACAUGAUGCCUUUGAAAAACUAGUUUUGGCUCAGGAUGAGAAGCUUGACACACUGAAGAAUCACGGCUCAAAGCUGAUCGAGCAGAACCACUUUGACUCACCACACAUCAAGAAACGCGUAGACGAGGUGGUGCAGCGGCGGGAGCGAGUCAAGGACAGCUCCAAGGCUCGCAAGCGUCAGCUAGAAGAUGCACUUCUCUACGCUCAGUUCAUCCGAGACGUUCGUGAUGCAAACAUGUGGAUUGAUGAGAAGGCAAACCACCUGGAUGCUGACAGACUGAAAGGAGAUGUUACAAGCUUUGAUGACAAAGUUAGGAAACUCCAGAAGCACCAGGCAUUCCUGGCUGAGCUCCAGGCACAUGAAUGCAGCAUCAAGGAAAUAACUGACAAGGGAGCCAUGCUGAUCAACAAGCGGCACAAGUCGGCAGCACAAAUAAAGGACGAGCUGGACCACCUGGUAGAGCGCUGGACACGGCUGGUGCUGGAUGCUGAGAGUCACUCCCGUGGCCUGGAGGAAGCCCAGGACAUCCUGGAGUUCAACACUCAGAUUGAAAAAGUUGAUGCUUGGAUCAGGGACAAGGAGAUGAUGGUGCAAGUGGGUGAUCUAGGGAAGGAUUACGAGCACUGCAUGGCUCUGCACCGCAAGCUUGACGAUGUGGACUCAGAUAUGCGCGUUGAUGAUGCAAGGUUCACCAACAUCAACAAGCUGGCAGACAAGAUCAUCAAGCAAGGCUGUGGUGACAACAAGGCUGUGCAGCAGCGCAAGAAUGAGCUCAACCACAAGUGGCAGGCACUGAAGGGAGCCAUUGACCGGUACAGAGCAGACUUGGAAGGUGCUCUUGAGACGCAUGCAUUCAAUAGAGACGUUGAUGACACAAAGGAUCGCAUCAGUGAGAAGGCCGUCAUCCUGGCUAAUGAGGACACUGGGAAGGACUUAAUGCAGGUGGAGACUUUGCAGCGCAAGCAGGAGACCAUCAUCAGGGACAUGUCUGCUAUUGAGAAGAAGAUCAAGGAGCAUGAAAAGAAUGCCCACAACCUGGCCAGGAAAUACCCAGCCAAGAAAGACCCAAUCAUCAAGAAGCAGGCAGAGGUCCUGGAGGCAUGGUCCCAACUCUGUGAGCGAUCCCAUGGCAGGAAGGACCAGCUCACUCACUCCUAUACAAUGCACAAGUUCCAGGCUGACCUGAGGGAGUUGGAGAGGUGGGGUGAGGACAUUGUGAGUCGCAUGAAUGCCUCGCCACUCCCCAACAAUAGUGCUGAGGCGGAGAUGCUUCUGCAGAGUCACCAGGAAAUGAAGGUUGAAAUUGAUGGUCGAAAGGAUGUGUUCAAGGGACUGCAGAAGUUUGGCAAAGAACUUGUUGCCAAUGACCACUUUGCAAAGCAGACCAUUCAGCAGAACCUGGAGACAUUGUCAGAAAUUGAAAAUAAGGUGGUGGUGUUCUGGAGUGAGAGGCAGAAGGUGCUGAAACAGGCACAUCAGAUGCAGGUUUUCCUGGAGAUGACAGAGCAGGCCAAGUCGUGGCUGGCCAGCAAGGAGGCAUUCCUCAACAACGAUGAUGUUGGGGAUUCCUUGGCAUCCGUGGAAGAGCUGAUCAAGAAACAUGAGAGCUUCGAGAAGACAUUUGAGGCACAGGGGAACAAGAUAGAGCAGCUGGAGUCAUUUGGCAAGGAUCUGCUGAACAACGACCACUACGACAGUGAGGGCAUACGCAGGCGCCUCAAGGUGGUGUUGGAGAAGCGGGGUACCCUCAAGGAGAAGGCAACACUCAGAGCCAAGAAGCUGCAGGAAUCCAAGUCACUCCAGCAGUUCCUCAGAAAUGUGUAUGAGGUGGAAGGCUGGAUAUCAGAAAAGCUGCAGGUGGCCUGUGAUGAGAGCUACAGGGAUCCCACUAACCUGCAGUCCAAGAUACAGAAGCAUGGUGCAUUUGAGGCUGAAGUCCUGGCUAAUUCUGGCCGAGUGAUGGGUGUGUCACAGGAAGGUGAAGGUCUCAUCAGUAAUGGUCAUUAUGCUGAGCAAGAGAUUCAGGCUCGGCUAGAUGGCCUGGACACACUCUGGAAGCAGCUUCAAGAUUCAUCACUACUUAAAAAGGAAAGACUUCAUGAAGCAUAUCAGGCAUUGCUCUUCAACCGAACACUGGAUGACCUGGAGUCCUGGAUUGACGACACAGAGAACCAGCUGCAGUCUGAGGACCACGGGCGGGACCUCACCUCUGUCCAGAGCCUCCUCAAGAAGCACCAGCAGCUGGAGGCUGACAUCACCGCCCAUCAGAGUGAGAUUGACCAGGCGAGGGAUGUGGCUCAGUCUUUUGCUACCGCCAACCACUUCAUGUGGGAGGACAUUACUGACAGAGUUGAAGGAGUCACAAAGAGAUACAACUCCCUUCAUGAGCCCAUCCACAUACGCCGUGAAAACCUGGAGGAUGCCAUGUUGCUGCAGCAGCUCCUCAGGGACAUAGAGGAUGAGAUGUUGUGGGUGUCCGAGAAGGAGCCCCUUGCUGCCAGCCAGGACCUGGGUGCCUCCCUCACUGCUGUGCAGAACCUACAGAAGAAGCAUCAGGCCCUGGAGGCAGAGAUCCAGUCCCACGAACCUGUGAUAAACACUGUUAAUAGUCGGGCACAACAAAUGAUCCGGUCUGGUCAUUUUGCCUCUGCUGACAUUGAAGCGAAAAUCAAGCUAUUGCUGGUGCAGUUGUCACAACUCAAGGACACAGCAAGUCUUAGACGGCUGAGACUUUUAGAUGCUGUGGAAUCCCAAAUGUUCUACAGUGAGGUGAGUGAAGCAGAGGCCUGGAUGAGGGAGAAGAAGCCACUGCUGACAUCACAAGACUUUGGGAAGGAUGAACUCUCUGUUGGGGCGCUGACCAAGAAGUUGGAUAAUGUGUCUCGUGACAUGGAGGGCUUCAAGGGAACGGUCACUAAGCUGUCAACACUCUGCUCCAAGUUGACGGAAAGGAAACAUUUUGACAGUGAAAAUAUCUCGAAGAAAAUGCAAAAUGUUGAGCAGCAGUAUGCAGAACUACAAAUGUUGCUGGAGAAACGAGCCAAGCGACUGGAGGAAAGCCGGAAGCUGUUUGUGUUCUUGCGGGAGAGUGACGAAGUGGCCGAGUGGCUGAAUGAGCAGAUGACGGUGGCCGCCAGCGAGGACUAUGGCCGUGACGUGGAGCAUGUGGAGAUACUCAUUCAGAAGUUUGAUUCCUUCCUGACCGUUCUGGCAGCCAGUGAAGAAAAGCUGACCACUGUCAAGGCGAAGGCCAAGGUGCUGCUGGACGACAAGCACCCUGAGCCAGCCAAGAUCCAGAACAAGGUUGAAGAGUUGCAGCAGCUGUGGGAGGACCUGAGAGAAUUGGCCAGUGCCCGUCAAGAGGCCCUUGCUGGGGCUAAGCAGGUUCAUGUGUUUGACCGCAAUGCUGAUGAGACCAUUAGCUGGAUAUCAGAGAAGGACGCCUUCAUAUCAUCAGAGGAUUAUGGCCAUGACCUGGAGACCAUACAGAGUCUGGCAAGGAAGCACCAAGGCUUUGAGAGGGACUUGGCAGCUGUGAAGGAACAGGUGGAGUCUGUGGUGGAGGAAGCAAAGCGUCUGGCAGAGCUUUUCCCCGAUGCCCGAGAACACAUUGCGGUGAAGCAUGAAGAGACAGUAGAGGCAUGGAAUGACCUCUUGGACAAGUCUGCACAGAGGAAAGACAAACUGUAUCAAGCAGAGAAAUUGCAGUCCUACUUUGAUGACUACAGGGAACUCAUGGCUUGGCUAAGUGAAAUAUUGGCAAAAAUAACUGCACCAGACUUGCCAAAGGAUGUGCCUGGGGCUGAGGCAGUGAUCUCUCGGCACAGGGAGUACAAGACGGAGAUUGAUGCACGGUCAGAUGCCUUUGACAAGUUCUGUGCUGCCGGCAAUGCGCUAAUAGAUCAGGGGCACUUCAUGGCUGAGGAAAUAGCAGAGAAGAUAGCUGUGCUAGAAUCUCGCCGGAAGUUCCUUCUUGAGACAUGGAAGACAAGAUAUGACACCUAUGCACGUGUCCUUGACCUCAGGCAAUACAUGCGGGACAUUCAGGUGUUUGAGACGUGGAUUGAGUCUCGGGAGGCAGUGGUGAAGGAUGACCAGAUGGGUGAGUCCAUCCCAGAAGUGGAGGAACUGAUUCGCCGUCAUGACGAUUUCCUGAAGGCCAUUGACGCACAGGAGGACAAGCUGGAUCCCAUCAAGAGGAUCACAAUGAUUGAAGGAGACUUCCAGGCACAGAAGAAGCGGGAAGAGACGGCCAAGAGAGCAGAGGUUGCCAGGAAGGAGCAGGAGCGUAUGGAGAACAUGAAACGAAAGGAGGUUCAGCGCAUCACUGAUGAGCGACGCCGUGAGGACGAACGCCGUCGCACUCAGGAGAUCAAGUUCACAAAGGAGGACAUGGAGCGGGUGCGUCUCAACAUGAACGGAGACUACUCCAAGGUCCCGCCUUCCUCACGGGAACUUGACUCACAGUCCAGUUCCAGCUCUGAGGCACCUGAGACAGCCACCACUCCUGAGGGUCACCCAAGGUACCGGAAACGUUCAAGCUCUCUGGGAGAGGUUCUCAUAAGGAAAAACCUCGAAGUUCCUGAGAGUGGUGGCCUCUAUCGUUCAGGCUCACAGACCAGCCUGAGCAGCUUAAAGAGAGGUAACAGCUUGCGUCAGGAGAUGCUAAGAACACACUCCCACUUUAACCGAGGUGUUGACCUUAAGAGGGCGGAGAGCAUGAAGGUGGACCUGAAGAAAGCCAAGCGCACACCCAGCUUCACCACGCGUCGCCGCACACAAAGCUUCCGCAAACAUAAGCGCAUGGAGAACAUGGCCAACCUUCCCCCAGUGGAGAUUCAAGGCUACCUGGAACGGAAGCAGGAGCUCCAGAGUGGUGGCAAGAAGGCAACCAUCCGGUCCUGGAAGGGCUUCUACACUGUCCUCUGUGGUCAGCUCCUGUGCUUCUUCAAGGACGAGGAGGACUUUUAUGACCAGAAAGCUGCCUCUCCUCCAAUCUCCAUUCAUCAGGCAAAGAUUGAAGUUGCUGGUGAUUACACAAAGAAGAAACAUGUAUUCAGAAUAAUCACAAGAGACAAUGCUGAGUACCUCCUCUUGGCUGAGUCUGAGGAGAACCUGGAGGAGUGGGUGACCAAGCUGAAGUUCCAUGCCGAGCUGCCUCCCUCCAUGCAGCUCAUGUCCUAUGACAAUCACAAGGAAGGGGAGGUGGGCAGCGAAAUGGUGGCAGUUCCUUCCCGUGACUCAGACAACUCAUCGGGUCACUCGACACCUGAAGUCCGCCACCGUGGGGCAGUCAGCUCCCACCCCCAGGGCGCUGGAGGGGGCUUAGACCCAACCAGGCCACACUCUCAGGCCCUUGACAAUCCCCUCUAUGCCAAUUUGGAGCAUAUGCAGGACAAGGCCAAGCCACCUGUGCCACCAAGAGGAGGUUCCACCAGCAACCGCUCGUCUCGCUCCUCCCUGGGUGAGGAAGGACCGAUCUACCAGAACCGCAUCUCUGUUGUUCCUUCCUAUGAAGUCAGUGCUCCAGAGAACACCUACCAGAAUUACCCUCCAGACAGACCCAAUGGCCACCGCAGGGAUUCAUCCGAGAACAUGAAUGGGGAGGACUUACCCCCCCUGCCUAGAUCAGCCCCACCACAUGUCAUGGCCCGGCCCCCUGUACCACCCAACCGGGCCAGAUAUGGCGACCAGUCCUGGGUGGGUGUGCCGCACCACCCUGGCAUGCCACACGCUGGGGCGGCUGCCCACCACAGGCCACAGAUGGGGCACACAGUAGGCCACCACCACCAGGUAGCCCAGCACCCCACGAGCCACGUGACUCACUUCUCGCAGGUGUCACGUGUAUCUCACCACCAGUACUCGUACACGCCACAGGGUUCAUCCCACCACCCAGACCUGACUGACGGUGUCCCUGGCAGCAGGCAGGUAGGACCUGUGAUCCACGUUGUUUCUCCAGGAGUAAGAAAUCCUUACUCCGAGUACACUUCCCGCACCAUGUCCCUGCCCCAGGGUAGCAGCCUUCCACCCACAGGCUCAGUCCACACAAGUAGUGGACCCACCCCUUCCCACCGCAACUCUGCCACCAUUGACCGACAGGGCCUUAGUGAGAGCUCCUCUGAGGGAGAUGUACCUGUGUCAACCAACAAGAAGGAAAAGGAGAAGAAAGGCUCUGUAUUCAAGUUCUUUGGGCGAAGAAAGGGUGCCCAAGUUUAGCUGUUCAUUUACCAAAUAUCUAUUUUUGUUAAGGAAAUUAUCAAAUAGCUAAUCUAAUUCAACCUGUGCCACGUAAGUAUAUACAUAUGAAAAAUAGGCUGUAAUUUUGGCUUCCUUCAGUAGAUAAUAUCCUCUCUACCUUACCUGUCAAACACGAUAUGUAUAGAGAAGCUGUACCUGAACAGCUUAACACUUUCCAUACCUAUGGACUCUACAGAGUGUAGUGUAUAGUGUGGCUCAGGUACAAAGAUUGUAUGGUCAGACUACAGACCAUUAUCAGGCUGUGUUGCAGGGGGGUAUUUAAAUAUAUUUCUAUUCUGUAUGUAACACUCUCUGUAUUUUCUGUGUGACUUGUGCUUGCUAUCACACCUCCACAUGCCUUAUGGUUAUGUGCUCUGUACUCUUCAAGUGCCUUCAUCCCUGGGCCAAAGUCAGGAAAAAUGGUUUGAUUACACAACUGCCUCUUGUAAGACUAUCAAAACGGAUAACUUUUCAUACUUUUACUUCUUAGACUGUAAAUAACUUUAUAAAUAUUGUUUAAAUCAAAUUAUUUUGUUGAGAGAAGGAAGAGUGUAUGUGGAAAAGGUAUUAUGUGCUGCAAAUAAAAGUAAUAUUGAAAA
Molecule: messenger RNA, 13882 nt
Organism: Scylla paramamosain (green mud crab)
Lineage: Eukaryota; Metazoa; Arthropoda; Malacostraca; Decapoda; Portunidae
Gene: kst
Product: spectrin beta chain, non-erythrocytic 2-like
Exons: 67
Coding region: 291-13262 (4323 amino acids)
Biological process (GO): actin cytoskeleton organization
Cellular component (GO): cell projection; cortical actin cytoskeleton; cell junction
Molecular function (GO): actin filament binding; phospholipid binding
Source: RefSeq, a predicted model, not a curated record